GAUAGCAAUCAAACCGGGUACCAUACCCUGCUGCAAAGUUGAGGGAUAAUUUACACGAACCUAAGGGGGCUCCGCCUUCCUCCUCAUCCCCCUCCCCUUUAAAUCCACUUCUGUCUUAUCACACAAAAAAGUCUGUAGACCCAUCUUGUCUAACAUUAUUCCAUCUUUCAUUCUUACUAAAGCAGCCUGUUCGGCUGCUGCGAUAAGAGAGAGUGUGUUGCCAUCCUAAGCGUCAUCCUUCCUCCCUCUCCCUUCUUGUUUUGUUGCCUUUUUUUGCUGUCACCGUGGCUUAACUUAAGGGCUCAGUGCACAGUGUCACCCUUCCUCCCUGCUCUCUUCCCUCCUCAAACCGUCGCAAUUUUGGGGGACCUUAUCCUUUUUUCUUCGUAUUCUUCCUCCUUUGUUUGCUAAAUCACAUAUCCGACGUCACCCCCCACUACGGGAAAGAAAAAGGAAAAGAAAUCGCCGGUACCAGCAUGUUCCGAGGAUGGCUCGGACGGGGUGGCAGCGGAGUACCUGUGAUUCACUCGACUUCUUCACAGUCCCUAAAUGCUCUAGAUGAGCCGCAAGCAUGUUUGUCCUAAUGAGAAAGCUUGCUUAUCCCCAGUGUGCAAUAUUUUCUUUAGCUAAUGUAAGAUUCUUGCAAAAAUAUUAGUGGAACAAGCUUUGAGGGGUAGUGCAGUUUUCCUCUCUCCCCCCUAAGUCGUAUUCGCAAAGGCAGCUUUUCACUGAUUUUGCGUCUUCAGCAAUGGAUCUACUCAUGGAUGAUGAUGUCGCUGGUGCUGAAAAAGCAAUUGCGGAUGGGAGUUCAAGCUUUCAUAAGGUUGGCCUCUCACCACCCCACUCUCUCCCCCUUAUCACUCACGUGCUCUGGACUUUCUCCUUUUCUCUUCAUUACGGGGCUGGGUAGUAAUGCGGUUCGCUAGCUCGCCGGGGGAGUGAUAGGCUUUUUGCGAGCAAGUUUAGGAUUUGAACCAGAAGUUAUGAAAGAAGGUUUUAUUUUACUACGAAUUUCCUGAGGAAAAAAAAAUUAAGGGCCUAUUCGGCGCGUGCCAAUAGGAGUAUACCGCGAUAUUUUUGAAAACAGCAUAUUUCUUAAUACACACAACAAGCUGACUUCAAACAAAAACUAACACCAUAGCUAAGUAGAAAGGUACCUCUCUACAUAUUCUGAUCAAAUUUGAAAGCAGCAUGAGGCCUAGUGCUCGAGGAGUAAGGAAAAUGUGCUGCUGGGAGACGUUUCACCUGGUGUAGCGCAAUAUUUCGCUGCGUCGCCAUUUCCCUUACUCCCUAAUCUUUAGGACUCUUGCUGCUUCUUCCCUCGCACAUAAUAAGUGGAGGAGCACCCUGUGCUUGACUGUGGUAUCGAUCUCUGCCUUGGAGUUAGCUUGUUUUGAGUAUUAGGAAAUGUGCUGUUUUCAAGAAUAUCGCAAUAUACUUUUAUCGGUCCGCGCCGGAUGGGACCUAAAAAAAUUUCAGAAUAUGGGUUGACGUUUGGAUUUUUGCCCGGCUGUUUCUUUUCAUGCGCACAGCUUCCGAUAGGCUUGCGGAUGCGGAAGGCUCGGCGGAUAGGGAUCAGAAGAGAGCAGUUCGGGAGAAUACUCAGCGAUCGUUGUUCCCGCCCGGUACGGAGUUCGCCCUGGCACAUGCCGAGUCUCAGUUGAUGUCUGCGGUUGUGGGAGUGUUGUCAGAAUCAGUGGUCGAGUCUAUGAAGGCUUUUUACAAGAUGAGGAGUGCGUAUAAGACUUUGGAAGGGCUACAAGUGCAUGUGUCUGGUCCUAAUACUCCUCCGGCACGAUUGGAUUGGAUGGGCGGGAGUAAGGUUAGCUUGCCGGAGUCUCUGAAGGCUCCUGAAAAGGGGUCUGGCUGUGGUAGUAACACCUUAAAUACUGGAAUGGCUGGCUUGGAUGUGAGACCGGCGUCGGCGGGUGAAGUGUCUCCAAGGAAUUCAAGCACCGGUGAUCGGCCGGCUAAGUCUCUGGGCUCCCAGUAUAAUUUGGUGGAUAAGUUUAUCAUCUCCGGGACAAACCUGUGUUUUGGAAUGUUACUGCUUAUCCUUGGGAUGGUGCCGCCUAGCAUGAAGAGGAUCAUGGCAAUUGUUGGAUUUAGGGGCGGUAAGAAUCCCGUCUAUCCCUCCAUCGUUGGUGAAUGGUUUUACUGACCCCCUGAUAUCAGACCGCGAAAAGGGCACCGAAAUGCUCUGGGAAGCUGCAAAAUUUGACAACAUCCAUGGCGCCAUCGCGGUACUUACAAUUCUCCAGUACUAUGGUAACAUGGCUCAAUUCUCAGAUAUCACCCCCGGUGACAACCAUCCUUCCGGUAUUGGCUAUCCGGCCGAUAGAUGCCGUGAGGCGCUGGGGCGGAUUAGGAGGCGGUAUCCUAAUGCUGCGCUUUGGAAACUUGAGGAGGCGAGAAUGGAAGCCGUCAAAGGUAACCUUGAGGGUGCCGUAACGAUGCUGUCCAUUUCAGUUGUCACUCAGAUGAAGUACUGCCCGUGCAUUCCCCUGGGCCGAGACAUCGGGCUUAUUUGAUGAAGGCAGGUUGAGGCAUUGAUACUAUUUGAGAAAUCUUUGAACCAGAUGUUUCUACACCGAUAUGAAGAUGUUGCGGAUGGUUUCAUCAAGGUUUUCCUCCUUGAGUGAUACCUCCUGAAUGACACUAAUGGGUGUUAGCUCACGAUGCUAAAUAACUGGAGCCACGCCCUUUAUAAUUAGUAAGCGAUCACGAAUUCGCUGUGGGUUUAGAGCGGGUGUUAAUUUGCUAGUUUCGCGGCCGUUUGCUACAUUGAAUUAUAUAGGCAAGCUAAGGCAUCUGAUGCUGAAAAGGCGGUAUGUAUCCUAGAAAUAUACAUUUUAAUUUUAUACUAAUUGAGGACUAGGAGGGCUGGGCUAAAAAGGCAGAAGAUUUGUUCGGGAGGAUACCAUCUCUCAUGGGCAAGAAGCGAUUCAUGGGCCAGGGUCUUCCCGUGGAGGUCUUUGCGGAUAAGAAGAUCAAGAAAUGGGUUGUUAGAUCCAAGGAGAAGGGUAUCAGGCUUGCUGAUGCUGUUGGUGUCAGCCCGGUUGAGGAGAUGAUGUUCUUCUGGGGUGGAUACGGGCGAAUGGACCAGGAAAAUCUCCAGAAAUCCCUUCAGGCACUACAAUACCGGGGGAAUCAGGAUAUGGAAAGCGAGGUUAUCGAUGAGCAAGCUAUUCGCUGGCUCUUGCUUAGUGCAGUCGUGAGGAGUGCUGGGCAGUGGGAAAAAGCGAGGGGAUAUCUUGAAAAGAUCGAGAAGGUUGACAGAACCCAGUUUCGGGGGGCUUUAGUCAAUGACUACAUGAGUGCUUCCCCCUCAAUAGCCAUAAUGGUCGCCACAGGUAACUGACACAAAGCAGUGCCCGCAGCGUACUACGAACGCGCAGUCGGAAUCUGGAAAGAGGCCAAAGAGCACAAGCCAGAAGAACUGGCGGAGAUGAGAGUCUUACUAGACAAAGCCGCAAACUACGGGGCCUUCGAGCUUGACGCUAGGAUCGGAAUGCGAGUGACGACGGCUCUAGACACUAUCACGAGGUAUGAGGUGUGGCUCAACGAGCAUAAGGAGACUGGAAUCACAGGGAAGGCACCGAAGGAGCCGGAGGUGAACUGA
Messenger RNA from Tuber aestivum (summer truffle), 3622 nucleotides. Lineage: Eukaryota; Fungi; Ascomycota; Pezizomycetes; Pezizales; Tuberaceae. The record is from the annotation of a GenBank genome assembly.